AUGAUGACGCUAAACGCGAUCUCGUUGUACGACGAUCUCGGUGAUUCUGAAUCGUCGUCAGCAACGAAGCCAUCACCAAAAACAGAUGGCGAAAAGUCGGAGCCAGAUGCAGAAGCAUCGAACCGGAAAAGAUUACGAUCCGAAGAGGGUGAUAAAAAUUCCCAAGGUGAUGAGAAAGAUACGAUAAAAUCGAAGGCCGGGAACGCGGCUGAUAAGCAAACUGAAAACAAUUCGGGUGUCGGCACGGUGAGUUUGCUGAGUGUAUGCGGAUGGCGUAAGGGUGAACGUGAAGAAAUGCAAGAUGCACACGUUCUUGAGGAUCACUAUGAUAUAAUCACAGGUGAUAUCAAGGCAUGUGCCCUUUAUGGUAUAUUCGAUGGUCAUGCCGGUAAGAGAGCCGCACAGUUCAGCUCACAACGAAUGCCCACAAUUCUUAAGGAUAAACUCUCAGCAUGUGUGUACUUCAGUUCAUUUAAACACAUAAAUUUUUCACUCUUCUCAUUUUUGGUUUCGAAUAUCACGAUUUAUAUUAAGAAUACGGUCACGAUUUAUUAA
Messenger RNA from Anisakis simplex (herring worm), 555 nucleotides. Lineage: Eukaryota; Metazoa; Nematoda; Chromadorea; Rhabditida; Anisakidae. The record is from the annotation of a GenBank genome assembly.